Messenger RNA from Papilio xuthus (Asian swallowtail), 2511 nucleotides. Its product is annotated as transducin beta-like protein 3. Bases 119 to 2500 code for a protein of 793 amino acids. NCBI's taxonomy places the organism in Eukaryota, Metazoa, Arthropoda, Insecta, Lepidoptera, Papilionidae. Gene Ontology annotation, molecular function: protein binding; U3 snoRNA binding. Gene Ontology annotation, cellular component: small-subunit processome; 90S preribosome; nucleolus. The record is from RefSeq and is a predicted model, not a curated record. Gene Ontology annotation, biological process: endonucleolytic cleavage in 5'-ETS of tricistronic rRNA transcript (SSU-rRNA, 5.8S rRNA, LSU-rRNA); endonucleolytic cleavage to generate mature 5'-end of SSU-rRNA from (SSU-rRNA, 5.8S rRNA, LSU-rRNA). The transcript has 2 exons.
GAAAAAAUGACAUUUUUGCCCACGUGAGGAAAGAAAAUAAAUAUUAAUUUAAAAUCAGGAUACGUACUCCAAGAAUUAAGAAGGAUUUGUUAUCUAAAUUCCUAUUAUAUUUAACAAAAUGGCACACAUGCUAAAAGAAUUGUAUGAAAAGUCUAAUGAGUAUACUGCUUUCUACACUGGUGGAGAUAUUCACUGGACAUCAGAUGGAGGCCAAUUUCUUUGUCAAUGCGAAGAUGUAAUUAAAGUUGUUGAUAUAAACACACUCUCUAAUGUUUUAACAAUUGGUGAAGUUAAUGAAGACAAAGAGGAAGCUGAUCAGAUUUACACAUUCCAACUCUCUAACAAUAAUGAGGUUGUAGUGACUGCACAUAAAAGUGGCUUGAUGAAACUUUGGGAUAAAAAUACAGGAGAACAGAAAAAAGUUUGGCGAUCUGGUCACAAAGGAGCAGUGGCACGCCUAGCAUUUGAUUCUACUGAUAGUAAUAUUGCAUCAGCAAGUUCCGACGGUAACAUCAGGUUGUGGGAUCUAAAUCACUAUACAUGUAUUAGUAGUCUUCAUGGUGCUAUGGGAGUGUUCACAAUUGUCAAGUAUCAUCCAGAUGUCUCAAAGCAAUUAAUCUUUGGUGCAGCUGAUGAUACAAAGAUAAGAUCUUGGGACUCAAAAUCUGGGAAAGAACUACAAAUAUACACUGGACAUUUUAGUAAAGUGACAUCUCUACUUUUUACAUCAGAUGGUGAACAUAUGGUCAGCUCUGGUAGAGACAGAGUGCUUAUACUUUGGAAAUUAAAUGAAAGUAAAGCUUUGAAAGUUUUACCUGUCUAUGAAAGUAUUGAAACAGCUAUAUUAUUACCAUCAUCAUUCAGAAUACCUAACUUCAAGAAGAAGUUAGAAAUGGAUGGUAUAUAUGUUGCUUGUGCUGGUGAAAAGGGAGUUGUUAAAGUAUGGAAUAUGCAAAUGAGUCGUUUAAUGUUUGAACAAAACAAUAGUCUUGUAUCACCAGCAUCUGAAGAAGGUGGAUUAGCUAUAACACAUUUACAAUUCAAUGAAGCAAGAAAUAUGCUAUCAGUUGUAACAGUGGAUCAUAAUAUUAUCAUUCAUGAUUUGGAGACAUUUAAUUGUCUAAAGCAAAUGAUUGGUUUUACAGAUGAAAUAUUAGAUAUAAUAUUUUUAGGUAAAGAUGAGACACAUUUUGUUGUUGCUACCAAUAGUCGUGACUUAAAGCAUUAUGAAUUAGAUAAUUUGAAUUGUAAGAUUGUUAAAGGACACACUGAUAUUGUUUUAUCACUUGCAAAUUUCCCAACAAGACCAGAUAUGUUUGUAUCAUCAGGAAAAGAUAAUACAGUUAGAAUUUGGAUUAAUCAAUUGAAUAAUGAAAUACAAUGUUUAGGAGUAGGGUACAGGCAUACUGCAUCUGUGGGGUCCGUAUUUACGGCACAAACGUCAGAUAAGUUUUUCGUAUCUGUAAGUCAAGAUACCUGUUUGAAAAUCUGGGAUGUACCUAAAAAUCAAGAUGUUGUCGACGUAAAGUUAAAUGCGACGCAUACAGAAUUAGCUCAUCAAAUGGAUAUAAAUUGUGUUGCUGUGUCCCCUAACGAUAAAAUGAUUGCCACAGCAUCACAGGAUAAGACAGCGAAACUUUGGUCUGAAGAUUUAACGUUAUUAGGAGUUUUGAAAGGGCAUAGAAGAGGAAUAUGGUGUGUUAGGUUUUCACCAGUUGACCAAGUAGUGUUAACAUCUUCCGCCGACAGUACACUUAAACUUUGGUCUAUAGCUGAUUUGAGUUGUCUUAAAACAUUCGAAGGUCACGAAAGUUCAGUAUUGAAAAUAGAAUUUUUAAGUAAAGGUCAGCAAAUUAUAUCGAGUGGUGCAGACGGUCUUUUAAAACUCUGGAACAUAAAAACUUCUGAAUGUAAAAUGUCGUUGGAUAAUCAUGACGGAAAAGUAUGGUCUAUGACAGUCAAUAGAGAUGAAUCUCUUAUAAUAACAGGAGGCUCUGAUUCCAAAUUAGUCAAACUAAAAGACGUGACCGUAGAACGGCGUGAAAAAAUGGCAAAAGAGAGAGAAGAGUUAAUUUUACAAGAGCAAGAAUUACAAAAUUUAUUGCACGAUAAAAAAUUGGUAAAAGCUUUGAAAUUAGCAUUACGAAUGGAGAGGCCCUUACAUGUCCUUAAAAUUAUAAAUGAAGUUUUAAAACACGGACACAAUAAGCUUUUUGAAACACUAAAAGAAAUAAAUCAUACACAAAAAGAAACACUUUUAAGAUUUGCCGUGGAAUGGAAUACGAAUAACAAAAAUUGUCAUGCAGCUCAAAUAGUAUUUAAUAUAUUAACUCCUGAAAUUAUUUCAGGCAAUCUAAAAGUGGCAAAUUUAGAAAGUUUUAUCGAAGCAUCACUCCCGUACACUGAGCGUCACUUCGAAAGGCUAACAAAUUUAUUACAGGAUUUAAAUUUUAUAACAUACACCGUCAAUUGUAUGCAACCACAUGCAGUUAAACAUUAAAAUUGGAAAAU